UGGAACUUUCCCGUUAUACUUUUGAAGUCUGAGAAGGCUCGUGAAGAGGUUGGUAGUCCCUACAAGAAGUUCUCCAUGCCACCUGGGAGCAGCUCUGCCUUGCCUCCUAUUGGUCAACUUACUCAUUUCCCGACACCGGCUCGGAGGCGUCAUCGCACCACUUUCAGUCAAGAACAGCUGGAACACCUGGAGGCAGCUUUCCUCAAGAACCAUUAUCCUGAUAUCUACUGCCGAGAGGAGCUGGCUAAGACUACCAAGCUAAAUGAGGCCCGUAUACAGGUUUGGUUUCAAAACAGACGGGCCAAACAUCGAAAACAUGAGAGAGCCACGCAGAAGCCUCCCACUGUGAUUUCAGCCUGUAGCAGUCUCAUGGCUGGGAUGUGCCCAGUCAGCACCACAGCCCGCCAGUACCAGUACCAGUACCCUCACAGCAUCAGCCACAUCCCACACUUCUCCUCAAUGAGUACUGGAUACAGCAGCACUUCCCCAGUUGGCCAGUUCAGCUGCCCUGGUGGACAUGCCCAUCUUCCUGGUGCCCAGCCUGCUACUCGGCAGCAUGACGAAUGGUACGGUCCACUACGUGCCCUCAGCAGCCCGGCUCCUGGACUCCAUUCAUCUAUGUUGCCUUUAGCUCCUAUGCCAGGGCUAGAUCACUCAUCUCAUUGGAAUUAAUAGGUAAUGGGUUGUGGACACAAUGAACCUGCCAUAUUUGGCAAAAACUGAGUAUUGACUAGAAAAGGAUCAAGAUACAUUUGCAUGAUGAUGCUAUUCUGCCUGGUCAGUAAGGCACUUUAUUGAAAAGGGAUUUGUAACAAGCAACAGUUGCCAUUUAACCAAAAAGAGCAUUUUGGUUCAUACAAGUGUCACAGGGAAGAAAUGCAUUAUAGGAGGGCAAUUAGGAAAGACAGCAAAAGAUGCUGAUACAGGUGUGUG
This is a messenger RNA of Polypterus senegalus (gray bichir), 933 nucleotides long. It is a transcript of the gene prop1, whose product is annotated as PROP paired-like homeobox 1. Lineage: Eukaryota; Metazoa; Chordata; Cladistia; Polypteriformes; Polypteridae. The record is from RefSeq and is a predicted model, not a curated record. The transcript is spliced from 3 exons. The coding region runs from base 76 to 672 and encodes 198 amino acids. Gene Ontology annotation, biological process: regulation of transcription by RNA polymerase II. Gene Ontology annotation, molecular function: DNA-binding transcription factor activity, RNA polymerase II-specific; RNA polymerase II transcription regulatory region sequence-specific DNA binding.